GUCUUUCUCUUCUUAUAUUUCAAGCUUUAUACUAUCACUACUACCACUACUACAGCCAGUACUAUGCUUGUGUCUACUUUAAAGCAGUCGAGAAUCUUUGAACUUCCUUUUGAGAUAAUUGUCCUGAUUGUGUCCACCUUCAGCGAAUAUGACAUGAAGAACUUUAGCAUGACCUGUCAUAAUUUUAGACAGUUGAGCUUUGAUCAAGAACUAUGGAAAGCAAUGUACGAGACUCGGUUUACGACUGAUAAAGAUACCGUUAUUAAAUACAGCGCCAACUCAUUAUGGAAGCAGAAUUAUCUCAAAAAAGCUACUCUAAGGCUUUCUGCUGUGGAUGAUAUGGAGAUAUCACACAUGAAUACAGAAUAUUGGGAGACUGAGGAGACUGAGUCUAGCAUUUAUGGUCAUGUAGCCAAAUUGAAUUUAGUGUGUUGGUUCAAGAUGAUUGGAAACUUAGAAUCUGUUCCUCCUGGAGAAUACAAAGUUCAAUGGAGAAUGCGUGUUGUUAGCAAUAGUGGGUGGACAGAUUCCUUUAAGUUCAGGGUUUCGUUAAAGGAAAUUUACGAUAAUGAUCCAAUAACUGAUGAUACACACUGUAUGCCAUUUGAAUUUUAUGAGAACCCAACAAUAGUUGGCUGUGGUUGGAUAGUUAUUACCCUUCCUGGAAGAUUUGUUAUAAAUAAGAAACUUGGGUUUUCAAAAGUUUAUUUUAGUCAUGAUGAUAUAACGUCACCAUGGAAGUAUGAUUUGCAGGAAUUCGACUGGGUACGGCUUAUCCCCAUAUCGCCUACAGCUAAAUAUGAUGACUCUAAACUAUACGUCAAAAUAGACAAUUACAACCGCAUGGUUUUCGUAAAAGAUGACUCAAUUCUAGGAAAUAUCUACAAAUUUCAAGAUUAA
Molecule: messenger RNA, 900 nt
Organism: Phycomyces blakesleeanus NRRL 1555(-)
Lineage: Eukaryota; Fungi; Mucoromycota; Mucoromycetes; Mucorales; Phycomycetaceae
Exons: 6
Coding region: 64-900 (278 amino acids)
Molecular function (GO): protein binding
Source: RefSeq, a predicted model, not a curated record